AUUUGUACCAGACAGGUUUGAAAUUAACGUGGAUAAAAUAUACUAUUAACUUAAUGUGGAUUUACACAGCAGUUUGCUGUGUCAAAACGUGUUUUGGGUUGUACCCCGCUGUCCCGUACAGUCGUGUUGAGUGAUUGUUUGCAAACCGGGCGGAGUCGUGUUCUUACUGGAGCUUCUUCCCUCGUGGGAUCGGAUUUCCAUCGUGGUGUGAAACAGGUCUAUUGAGUCUCGCCUCGUAACAUCAGCGCAGUUUGAAAAGCGAGCGAUCAAGGAUGACAUGCGAUCAGGCGGAGCGACGGAGAUGCGCUGCUGACACGCGAGUCGCGCCCCUGACCGCUGAACAUCUGAUCCUCGAACAUCGGAAGGAAGCGCGAAGGAGCCGCGAGUCCGCAGCUGCCGCCGCCGCUCGUGUCGCGGACGCUCCGCGGUUCGUAGGAGGAUCCCGGCUGCUCUUAUGGUUUCAAGGCAAACCAGGAAUUUGUGAGGAUUUCCGGGAUUUGUGAGAAGUUAAGGCUCCCAUUACUUCAAAUAACCAUGGUUUUACUAAGACGCGUGAUGCUGUGCUUUCUGCUCCUGACACUCCACUGGACGACAAACACUGUAGCGCUGCAGUCAUCCACGCGCGCUGCUGCCGUCCUGAAGGAAGAUGGCAGAAGGCCCUAUAUUUACCACUGCCGCUCGCCCAACAUGGAGAUCUUCACCUGCUGGUGGCGUCCGAUCGAUAGUCAGGACAACGUCACCUACACACUCCUGUACACCAUAGGUCAGCGCGCAGUGCGGGAGUGUCCCGAUUACGUGAGCGGCGGCGUCCACAGCUGCUACUUUGAUGCCAAACACACUCAGAUCUGGGAGAUGUACUGCAUGAACGUGACCGCGCACACCCGUACGGGGCCCGUCACCUCUCAGAAACACUGCCUGGAUGUGGUCGAUAUAGUGGAGAUCGACCCGCCCUUUAACCUGACGUACGUCAUGCUUAACGAGAGCAUCGGUGAAGUCGGGCGCAGCAUUUUGGUGUCCUGGUUGUAUCCGAUCGAGUCUCUAGUGAACGAGGGACUGAUCUUGCUCGACUACGAGCUGCGCUACAGAAACCUCGCUCAGACAGACAACUGGAGGGUGAUGGAGCGUUUGCGCGAGCCUCAUGUGGAGUUGUUGGAUCUGCCGGUGGGAAUGUACGAGUUCAGUGCACGCUGCCGCUCCACCAGCAACAAACACUGGAGUGCAUGGAGUGAAUCCAUCAUCGUCACCAUCAAUGGCAAAGCUCUGUCCGAACGGAUGUUGGCCUUGAUUCUUGUGACCAGCGUCGCCAUCAUGGCCUUCCUCAUCAUCAGUUUGGGUAACGUCCCACAAGGCAAGAGCAGGAUUAAAUCGUUCUUCCUACCACCGAUUCCCAAACCGCGCAUCCCAGGGCUGGAACCCGCUCUGCUGAAGAAAGGGAAAAUUGACGAGAUCAGUUGUCAUUUCUCCAGUUUUCACGGCUAUAAGUCGCCACAGUACAGCCCAGAGACAUGGUACCAGGUGAGCGUGGACACGUAUCCUGCCGCAACGCCCAGCAAAGCCCAGUCUGACCGUAAACAGGAGGAUGUGCCGAUCACACCGAUUGCACCAGUUGCACCAGUCACGCAGUACGUCACCUGCCCUGACGGACAACAGUCGGUUCAGAAAAGCUGCAGUCCUGCGCCUUACUGCCACAGCCCUGCCUCCUACUGUGAGGAAAACACACCUCCUCCAGACCCUGGCCCCGCCCACCCAGAGCUCACAUCUGUCCCGGGUAUGGACUACAGCAUGAUUCUAAACCCCACCGCCAAGCAGCCGUCCACUCAGGACUUCUAUACACGUGUGAGCGGCACGACGCCUGCCGGGACGCCGCAUCUGGUGUCCUGCCUGCCCGACACGCCCUACCUGCAGUUCAAAGAGGGAGAAGAUGACGACGCGGACAAAAGCAGCCAGCUGGCGGCGCUGCUGGAAAAGCAGAUGGAGGGACUGUUGAGUGCGAUUGAUUCAGACCCGAGCAAAACUGGUAUGCCUUUGCUACCUCAUUCAUCAGACAGGAGCUGCAGAAGCAUCUAAUAACACACACACAACGUACAAUCACACACCAUACACACACACACACACACACACACACAGUCUGGUUUAUUAUCUUUGUGGGGACUCUCCAUAGGCGCAAUGGUUUGUAUACUGUCCACACUGUAUUUUCUAUCCCCUUACCCUAACCCUACCCCUAACCCUAACCCUUACAGAAAAUGUUCUGCAUUUUUACUUUCUCAAAAAAUCUCAUUCUGUAUGAUGUAUAAGCUUUUGUACCCAUGGGGACCGCAGGCUGGUCCCCACAAUGUCAAAAAUUUCAGGUUUUACUAUCCUUGUGGGGACAUUUGGUCCCCACAAUGUAGCAAAAACAAGUACACACACACACACACACACAAACAGUCCAUGAGUCGUGCAGUCUGUGCUAGUUUGUCUUGAUGGGAAACGUGAUUGGUGUUUCAGUUCAAGCUUAGUGCAUUCACAUGUAAACACCUGAUUCACAGCAGCGUCAGCAGCGCAUAAUUUAACACUGCACAUUUUAAGAAACGAGGCAGCACAUCAGAUCGAUCCCGGAGCUUCGCAUUAGCAGCAGCGCAGCAGGUGAGUCUAGUUUCACAACGCUGCUUCUGCUCAACUGAAGUAACAGCGCACUGAUGUGAACUAAUUAAACAUGAUUUUAAUCAAAUUCAUUGAAUUUAGUUUGCAAAAAAUUGUAGAUUUGAUAUGAAUUAUAUACAGCAAAAUCCAAAGUGGUAAAUUAACACUGCUCAGGGUUUAUAUAAUCCACAUUACAGAGUGAUAAAAUUAACACUGAAGUAGUGGUAAAAUGAAUGAGGUAAUGAACCUCUUAAGCUCUGAACUUCCCUGCGGCCCCACUGGUGGGUCCAAAAUUGCAUCAUCACAGUUAUUGUAAAAAAUUAAUAAGUUAAGGAGCAGUGAACUAGACAAAUAUGGUAUUAUUUGAAAGCUUAGAACCUCAUCCCAUCACUUUUGCAUUUAUGUGACAAAGAAAUAACAGAGAAUAAUUAUCAAAAAAAAAUCACAACGAUGGAAAUUAUUUAUGUAAACAAACAAACAAUUAGGUCACAUUUCUGCUCCAAUUACUACUUCCAUGUGGCCAAAAACUUUAUAUCUGUUCUUAGAUUAGGUUAUCUUUAAAAUGAUAAAUAAUGAUUAGGAACAUAAUCAUCACCACCCGAUGACUUGUGCUCUUUGUAAAAGUCUGUUAUAGUUCAGUUAUAGCAGCCAAAUAAAAUAUAAUAUUAAAAAGUAAAGUGUCAAGAGACCAACUAAUGUAAACACUGACCACUAUAAUGGUGACAUAAAAAUUAGGAUUUUCUUCUUUGGUGAUUCUGCUUAUCUUCAAUAAUGAUCAGUCAUCACUCAAUGAAUCUCUUAAUUACCUCAUUAAUUUUAAUACUGCUUCAGUGUUCAUCAGUUUAUCACUCUGUAGUGUGGAUUAUAUAAACACUGAGCCAUCUUAAUUUAACACAGGAUUUUGCUGUAUAGAAAGUCAUGUAAAUUAUUUAGGUACCAGACAGAUUAAUUUUUUGUCUUCAUGUAAAUAAGAUUUUACAGGUGAUUAAUGACCAUUGUAGGUCAUACUAAAUGAUAUAGUCAGUUAACUAUAAAUCUCUGCAUAGAUGAAAAGACACUUUUGGUGUGAAACAGACGGGAGUCACAGUCGCACUGUAUGUCAUACAGAGAGCGCAGAUGACUUGCAGGUCGGUGUGGGUGUUCAUGCUGAAUGCUUUUAGUCAGGACAGUCGUGGUGUUUAAUAAAUGAAUGUGAGGCAGUGAUCGACAGACUGUUGUGUUUCACAAUGAUCCUUCAGCUGGUGAACAUCAAGCCCCAACACUGCCCAUAAUCAAACACACCUGAUUCAACUCAUCAGCUCAUUAAAAUACACUCCAGGACCUGAAAUGGGUGUGUCAGAUAAGGGAGACAUCCAGAAUGUGCAGUGCUGGGGCACCCAGGAGCAGAGACGCUCUAGACCAGUGGUUCCCAACCACGUUCCUGGAGGCCCUCCAACACUGCACAUGUGCAUCUCUCUUUUGUCUGACAUUACCGUUUCAGGUCUUGGAAUCUCUACUAAUGAGCUGAUGAUCUGAAUCAGGUGUGUUUGAUUAAGAUGACAUGGAAAACAUGCAGUGCUAGGGGGCCUCCAGGAAUGUGGUUGAGAACCACUGCUAGACAGUCAGGAGAAAGAAGCAUCCAUAAAUCAGCAUAUAAACAGACCUUGAAGCCAAAACAUGAGUGUUGUCAGAAUCUGCAGUUUGUUGGAUGAAAUGAGAGAGAGAGAGAGAGAGAGAGAGAUUAUCGUAUAGAAGAGAUCAUGUCACAGACUCCAUGAACAGAGCAGGAUCUCAGGUCCAACUAGAAACGACUGAAAUGAGUAAAUAUAAGGAAUGAGCAAUGUAAGAAACACUGAUUCAGACCGUCACAAUCUUCAUGUCAUCGUCAUUUCAGACCAAACCGCACAGACUGCGCCAAAACUCAGGGACUGCACUGUAACACACACACAAAUCGAGCUUUAUCACAAGAGAUCACAGGGCUGAGGCCUCUCGCUCGAUGGGUUCAGACUGGACUUAAAACGCACACUCAGACGUUAACAAUCAGAUAAUGCUGGAACAUUUUUGAAAUAAUGGACAGAUGAGAGUCUGCUGUCCGCUCACUACACUGUGAUCCUCUCCCAGUGUCCGAUGGGUAAUCACCCUUCUGUCAGAUGUCUAGAUGUACUUCUUAGGGAUUUUGUGAACAAGAAGCAUUUCCAAGCUAUGAAUACAAAAAUACGCACACCAAGACACACUAUUAGCGCGUCACGAGGUGAGUGUGCUGAAUUUCAAAUGCUGUCAGUUAUAUGCAAUGAAGCAGGAAUGGGAGUCCCAUCAGGACUGAAUUCUAAAGAAGCUUUGUCGAAACACAGGUAUAUGAGUUGCUCAUUGACUGAUGAUGAUGUAAUGAAUGAGGAGCCACAUGACACAAUCCCAUUAGAGCAUUUCACUGAUGCAUCCUAGUUUAUUGAUCCUCAAAUGUAUGAUAGUGAGGAAAGCUAAAUGUUCACUGUGUUUAUAAGCAGCAUCAUCGACGGACCGAAUUCAGUAGUUCAUAACGCCCUCGUAUUGCGUGUAGUUUAUUUUAUUAAAGUAUGGCACUUUUUGAAUAUGGUAAACUCAGGAGUUUCUAUUGAAAGCAUUAGACACAAAUCCAUUUUAGUAGGUUGAACUAUUAUUAUCUUACACAAGAUUAACACAUUAAAAGUUGAUCGUUUGUAUCUCGUCAAAUGUUCAAGUGACAGAUUCAUUUAUGCAAAAGGUUUGUGUGUGUGUGUGUGUGUGUGUGUGCGUUUGUAAAUGUGCCUUUGCUUUGAUCAGUUUUGUGUAAUUUGUCUGUGUAAUGUUUAUUGCAAGAACUUAAAAUCAGAAAAAUCAGGGUUUUAAUCGUGUUGGAUGCGUAAGAAAUUUGCAAUCGUGUCUGUGCAGAUGCAGCACCUUCGUUCACUAUAUGCAAGUAACACAUUCAUUAAGAGUGCUGUUAAAAAAAAAACUACUGAAGAUUAGAAAAACAUUUCAUGGUCAACAACAUUGCUGUUUUUUUUUAUUUAUUUUGAUUUGUUUGUUCUUGGCUAUGAAGAAGUGUCAUAUGAGCUCUGUAAAAAAUGUCGUAAAAGUGUCGUAGAGAGAGACAGAGAUGUUACUGUAACGAGAAUCUGUGUGUGUGUGUGUGUGUGUGCGCAUUAGAGAGAAACAGUGUUGAACAAAUAACUGCUUCAAACUAAUUUCAGUGUCAGUUCAUGUUGUCAGAAACAUUGCCUCUUAAUUUUCCUUUUUGUGGUGUGUGUCAUGUCUGCGCCUCAUAACUUGUGUGGGUCAAAAGUUCCGAUCAAGUGCAGAUCAGAAAGUGCAGAUCAACUAUAGAAACGUUACAAAGGUUCUGAUAUAUUAAAAGAGAUAUUUAUAAAGUAAUAAAUAUGUCAGUUUUCACAGAAGUGAGGUAUAUAUACUAACUACAACAUGUUUUUGUGCAUUAUAUUAUUUUUGUGUGCUUUCUGCAAGUGUUUGUUUCUCAUAUAAAUGUUGCCAUUUGUAGAAAGUCACAUUCCCAUAUGGUCAA
Messenger RNA from Labeo rohita (rohu), 6139 nucleotides. RefSeq names its product growth hormone receptor. Gene Ontology annotation, molecular function: cytokine receptor activity; protein binding. Bases 535 to 2067 code for a protein of 510 amino acids. Gene Ontology annotation, biological process: cytokine-mediated signaling pathway. NCBI's taxonomy places the organism in Eukaryota, Metazoa, Chordata, Actinopteri, Cypriniformes, Cyprinidae. The record is from RefSeq and is a predicted model, not a curated record. The transcript has 9 exons. Gene Ontology annotation, cellular component: external side of plasma membrane.